Molecule: messenger RNA, 1411 nt
Organism: Populus nigra (black poplar)
Lineage: Eukaryota; Viridiplantae; Streptophyta; Magnoliopsida; Malpighiales; Salicaceae
Product: protein SLOW GREEN 1, chloroplastic-like
Exons: 1
Coding region: 156-1178 (340 amino acids)
Cellular component (GO): chloroplast thylakoid membrane
Molecular function (GO): protein binding
Source: RefSeq, a predicted model, not a curated record
UUCUAAAAACGGCAGCGUUAAUGACCGUUCGUUCUUCCUGGACAAAAACUGGCACAUACAUCUCCUUUUUCUCCGCUCGAAGCCCAGGGUUUUGCACUGUUUCCCCCUCCUUUUAUCACCAGGGUUUUAGGUUUUAGCCUUCUCGUUCGGAAAAAAUGGAGUCAGUUGCUAAACUGCACUGCCGUCACCAACCCUUUAAUCUCUCACUCAAUCCCCACCGCCCAUCAUUUCCAAAACCCAUCAUUUCCCUCUCCUUCAAAACCCCACCUCCCUCAUCCUCGUCACCCUUCAAACUCUCCUCUACCUCCAUCAGAGCCUCCUCCUCCUCCUCCUCCCGCAUCACCCCACUCAAUAAAAACCUUGGCACCAUCAUCAAAACCACUUCAAUCACUCUCACCGCGGCAGCCGCUUUAUUCUUCACUCGCCUCAAUAUCAAACCAGCAAUCGCCUCCCCUCUUACCGCGUCAUCCACAGUAGACCCCACACAGGAAUCUUCGAAAGAAAAUGUUUCGUACGAAGAACAAGAGAGAGUUCUUCAAGAUUAUCUGUCUCAAAACCCCAAUGAUAUUGAAGCUCUACGGUCUCUCAUGGAGGUGAGGAUCAAAUCAAAGAAACUUCUUGAAGCAAUUGAAGUUGUUGAUCGAUUAAUCGAGCUGGAGCCAAAUGAAGAUGAAUGGCCAUUGUUGAAAUCACAAAUUUACACUUACAGUGGAGAUUUUGAGUCUGCUAAAGAUGGGUUUGAAGCGAUUUUACAAAAAGAUCCACUUCGCGUGGAGGCUUAUCAUGGCCUUGUAAUGGCGAAUUCGGAAUCCGGUGGUUCCUUGGAAGUUGUGUUGAAAAGAAUAGAGAGUGCAAUGGAUAAAUGUAAAAAAGAAAAGAAGACUUCGGAUUUGCGGGAUUUUAAGUUGUUGGUUGCGCAAGUUAGAGUAAUGGAGGAGAAGUAUCUUGAUGCAUUGAAGGUUUAUGAGGAGUUGGUGAAAGAGGAACCGAGGGAUUUUAGGCCGUAUUUGUGUCAAGGGAUCAUUUAUACUUUGUUGAGGAAGAAAGAUGAAGCAGAGAAAAAGUUUGAGCAGUUUAAAAAGCUUGUUCCGAAGAAUCAUCCUUAUAGGGAGUACUUGGUUGAUAAUAUGUUUGCCACUAAGUUCUUUUCGGACAAGGUAGAGAGAGAGAGGAGUUGAGGGGUGUGGCUUUAUGCGAUGAGGAUGAGGAUAAUGACAAGGUUGCAACUUAUUUCUUAUUGCUUUUAGUUUGAUUUUGGUUUGGAUUUUGUUAAAUGAAUUGGAUAGUGGUUAGUUAAGAUUUUAAUUGCCAUGCUGAUAGGAGGAAGUGUCCAUGAAUGACUAUCAGUCUCAAAAUGUUUCUAAUUUAAAAAUGAAGAUGAUAAUGCAUAUGCUAGUUAUUUGGGGAAGAA